AUGACUGUCAAUACAGUGCCAGUGGUCGACAUCAGCGCUCUCAUGUCGUUUGCAACUGAUGUAGAAGUAGACGCAGCAUUGGGUGACCACGAUAAUGAAAUCGUACGUCAGAUGGUUGAGGAAUUCCAUGCCGCGGCUACGGAGUGGGGCUUUUUCUACAUUACGAACCAUGGACUACCAGACCAAGAGAUUGAUAGAUUUUGGACUGCGAUGCAGUCGUUUUUUCGUCUACCAAGAGACAUGAAACACUCGAUACGUCGUCAUGUUACGAACUCGAGAGGGUACUUUGAUGACGAAUUGACCAAGAACAAAAUGGAUUGGAAAGAGUGUUUUGAUUUUGCAGGGAUCAAGGAAGAGGGUCCAGUGGAUGACAAACAUGAACGGUUAGGAGAUGAUGAAAACCUGUGGCUUGAUGAGAAGGAGUUGCCUGGAUUUCGUCAAGAAAUGAUCCAGUAUUACAACAAGAUGGAGUUUCUCUCUCGUCGACUAUUGAAAGUGUUUGCCGUUGCAUUGGGUGAAACGCCAGCGUUCUUUGAUCAGUUCUUCCAUGGUGACAACUCGAGUUUCUUGCGUCUGAACCAUUACCCACUAGCACCCGAGUCGGACAAGAUUAUGGGUGUGUAUCAACACACGGAUGCUGGUGCGUUGACUGUACUGCUGCAGGAUGACAAUGUGGCAUCAUUGCAGGUGUUUCAUCGCGACUUGCAGACGUGGAUGCUUGUUCCACCACGUAUAGGGACGUUCACGAUUAACAUUGGGGAUAUGUUGCAGGUGUGGUCCAACGACAAGUUUGUUGCUCCGCUGCACCGCGUGCUUGCGAAGAAAGAUGCAGAUCGACUAUCCGCGCCGUUUUUCUACAAUCCUUCGUAUAAAGCUGAGGUGAAACCUAUUGUGGCAAAGGAAGGUGAGAAACCCAGCUACCGUCCACUGAGUUGGCGUGAGUUCCGUCUAGCGCGCUUUCAGGGAGACUAUGCUGAUAAAGGCAAGGAGAUUCAGAUUGAUGACUUUAAGAUUCAUGGUCCCAAUCUCUAG
Peronospora farinosa is the source of this 1032-nucleotide messenger RNA. The record is from the annotation of a GenBank genome assembly. Lineage: Eukaryota; Oomycota; Peronosporomycetes; Peronosporales; Peronosporaceae.